AUGCCGCCCUCUGCAGACGUUGCCUCUGCCGACUCGCUCCACGCCGAGCCCAAGGCCGCCACCGCCAAGCCGCGAUGGCCGCUAUGGAAGAAGCUCGCGCUCGUGGGCGUCGUCCUAGUCGUCGCCAUUGCUCUCGCCGUCGGUCUUGGUGUAGGCCUGAGCAACCGAGGCGGUGGCGAUGAUGAUGAGAACAACAACGACAACGGCAACAACAAUGGCGGCGGCGGUGGUGGUGGAGGCGGCACCGGCGGUGGCAACUCGACCAGCCGCGAGUCCCUCUGGCAGCCCGAGGCCGGCGCGUCGUGGCAGAUUGUGCUCAUCAAGCCCAUCGAGGUGCCCGCGAGCGGCGACGUGACGCCCGACGUCGACGCCUUUGAUAUUGACCUCUUUGACAACUCGGACGAGACGUUUUCGCGCCUGCGCGAGGCCGGCAAGAAGGUCAUUUGCUACUUCAGCGCCGGGUCGUGGGAGGACUGGCGCGAUGACAAGGAUGACUUUGGCGACGACAACCUCGGCAAGGAACUCGACGGCUGGCCCGGCGAGAAGUGGGUGGACGUGGCCAGCGACGGCGUCCGCAACGUCAUGAAGAAACGCAUCCAGCUCGCUGCCAACCGCGGCUGUGACGCCAUUGACCCCGACAAUGUUGACGGCUUUCAAAAUGACAACGGCCUCGGCCUGACCAAGGAGAACGCCAUUGACUUUGUCAAGUUCCUCUCCGAGACGGCCCUGCAGUACAACAUGUCGACGGGCCUGAAGAACGCCGGCAGCAUCAUCCCCGACGUUCUCGAGGACGUCCACUUCUCGGUCAACGAGCAGUGCGUGCAGUUCUCCGAGUGCGAGACGUUUGCGCCCUUCAUCAAGGACAACAAGCCCGUCUUCCACAUCGAGUACCCCAAGGACGCGCCCAGCGUGUCGUCGACGGCCUCGAAGAGGGUGUGCACGCCCACGGGCGAGGCGGCCGGCACCGACGGCUUCAGCACCGUCAUCAAGAAGAUGAACCUCGACGGGUGGGUCGAGUUUUGCGACGGCGAGAAGUUCAACACGACCUUGGACGUCUGA
This is a messenger RNA of Verticillium nonalfalfae, 1059 nucleotides long. RefSeq lists its product as uncharacterized. The coding region runs from base 1 to 1059 and encodes 352 amino acids. NCBI's taxonomy places the organism in Eukaryota, Fungi, Ascomycota, Sordariomycetes, Glomerellales, Plectosphaerellaceae. The record is from RefSeq and is a predicted model, not a curated record. The transcript is spliced from 2 exons.